Neoarthrinium moseri is the source of this 1281-nucleotide messenger RNA. RefSeq lists its product as uncharacterized. NCBI's taxonomy places the organism in Eukaryota, Fungi, Ascomycota, Sordariomycetes, Amphisphaeriales, Apiosporaceae. The transcript is spliced from 2 exons. The record is from RefSeq and is a predicted model, not a curated record. The coding region runs from base 1 to 1281 and encodes 426 amino acids. Gene Ontology annotation, cellular component: fungal-type cell wall. Gene Ontology annotation, molecular function: acid phosphatase activity.
AUGUUGAACCCAACAGGAUCGAAGGAAAUCCACGAUCUGGGUUACCAGCUUCGUACAAGGUAUCCAGAUCUGUACCAAGAUGGGGACGAGUUCAUUGUGUGGGCCAACAACUAUACCCGAGUUCUCCAGACCGCGAAGACAUUCGUCCAGGGGUUUCUUGGCUUCAAUGCUGCGGCUAAUGGAAGUGUCAUUUCAGUCACCAGUAAAGGCUUUCCUGAAGCCAUCGGUGACACCUUGGCCCCUUCAGAUAUGUGCCCGAACUUCAGCGAUGCUUCAGGGGGCACGAACAAGACGACCUGGGACGGCCUUUACAUCCCUCCAAUCCAGGAACGUUUGCAAUCUUUAAUUGAGGGCAACCUGACCCUGACCGCAAGCGACAUUGACCAGAUUCCAUACCUUUGCGGCUUCGAAAGCCACAUCACUGGCAAGCUGUCACCGUGGUGUGAUGUCUUUACGGAUGAGGAGCUCAAGCAAUAUGAAUAUUCGAAUGACCUCCGAUACUAUUACGGAGUCGGACCUGGCACUGAUCUGCCGAAGAAGAUGAUGACGCCAUUCUUGAUCUCUCUUGUUGAUUUGUUUGCUCAAGGCCCCAACGUUACCGGUAAAAAGGCAGACGGGUCCAGUUUCGCAGUUCCAAAACUUCUCAUGUCUUUCCUCAACGACGGGCAGCUUACCGAACUGGUUACCAGCAGCGGAGUCUUCGAUGAGCAGCUGCCCCUCUCUUCUACCGAGAAGGACGACAACAGGCUAUGGAUCGGUUCACGAUACGUUACGAUGAGGGGCACCAUCGCAUUUGAGCGCCUGAACUGUAGGGUCUCGCCUGGAGGGGGCUCCGAUGGUUCCCACGGUUCAACGACGUACCCCAAUGCUACGGCCUCAGCGACAUCAACACGGAAGGGUUGCGGCCGAAAGCCUAGUACGACGCUUUCCACCUCGAUGCAACUUGGCAACUACUCGAGAACAACCAGCGGCUCCGCGGCGACUGUCACCGCGGGACCGACCUACUCCAAUUUCCAUCCGCGCCAGGAGUCGACUAACGCUACCUACGUGCGUAUUCGCCUCAACGAUGCAGUCUACCCCGUUCCGUCUUGCAAGAACGGCCCCGGUUCGUCGUGCCUCUUAAGUGACUACGUCAAGUACGUCCAAGAUAAAUAUGAGGCCGAAGGCGAUUGGCUGGUGAACUGCAAUGUCACAAGUGAGGGUGCGCCUACUAAAGUGAAAGGCGCGAGUUUCUUCACUGACUUGAGCAGCCCUUGGCUGCAGCGGGUUUCCCCUUACUAA